GGGCCGUACCCCCAAUCUAUCUUACAUCGUACGGUAUUGGUUAAGGGCCGUUUUGCUGCGCAUGCGCCAAAAAAAGCGGCAGUUGCAUCGCAGCUAUCCGUUUUGUGGUAUCAUUUAUUGUAUUGCGCUCGUACGGUGUACACUGCUGAGAGUCUACAGACGUGUUUAUUGUACGCGAAGUACGCUGAUAGUCAUCGCAAUAUCUCCUUCGAUUUGCCUUUCUGCCCUGUGGAGUCAACAUGAAGUCCAUCACUACCGCAGUGUUACUUCUUGUCCUCUGUACAUCUGCAUAUUCACUUCCUGUCGAAAAUCUAUCAUCCACCAACGAUAUUCUCAAGCAGCUUGCCGGCGCAGUGAAUAAAAUGCCGGAAUUGAAGAACUUUAAUACAUCCGUAAUAUUCGCUAUUAAAAAGGCGAGCGAUCUUUUGACGAAGUGCGUUGAGAAUGGCCAAGCGAACGCGUUCCAAGCUAUCCUAACAACCCAUGUGGAGAUGACAGAUUGUGUUAAUUCAUUAGUUAAUGUCAAGGAGCUUACGGCGGAAAUAGAAAAAUACAAACCGACCGGCGAACUGGAUGUAGUGUUUGAGAAGUACUGCAACAGGCGCUCGACUCUGCAAGGCUGCAUGACCAAGUACAUGAACACGAUGGAGCUCUGCAUGGAUGAGAAAGAGAAAGAAACCAAGAAAAUUAUAAUGAAUGUCACCGCGUCACUGUUGGAGUUCCUUUGCCACAAAAACGGAGAUCGCAUUGGCCUUUUUAUGUUAACUGAUGGACCCAAAUGCUUUCAAAAGAAGGCGCAAGAGAUUCAAAAGUGUGCCAAUAAAACGUUCGGUAGCUACAUACCGGAUAUUUCCUCUAAUCUCGUAGGGUUGGAUAAUCUAUUGAAGCUGAAGUUUGAUCGCAAUGGAUGCAUGGACAUAAGCAACUUCCAAACUUGUACGGUGGAAGAAUUGGAGAAAUGCGAGGACCCAACCGCUGCAAAUAUAGUGUUCUCCACACUCCGUUAUGUUCAGAAAAUAACGCCGUGUGAAAAAUUACUAACAGCGUAAUCUGAUUAAUUUUUAUUCUGAUCGACAAUUCGCCGUUAAUAUUUAAACAUUCUUUCUCUGUAACAGACAAAACUUUUUAUACUUUUUUAAAUAAAUCUACAUAAUUUUCUCGCA
Molecule: messenger RNA, 1163 nt
Organism: Ooceraea biroi (clonal raider ant)
Lineage: Eukaryota; Metazoa; Arthropoda; Insecta; Hymenoptera; Formicidae
Product: 27 kDa hemolymph glycoprotein
Source: RefSeq, a predicted model, not a curated record